This is a messenger RNA of Knipowitschia caucasica, 516 nucleotides long. Lineage: Eukaryota; Metazoa; Chordata; Actinopteri; Gobiiformes; Gobiidae. The record is from the annotation of a GenBank genome assembly.
AUGGGUUGGGUUAGCAUGGGUUGGGUUGGCAUGGGUUGGGUUAGCAUCGGUUGGGUUAGCUGGGGUUGGGUUAGCUGGGGUUGGGUUAGCAUGGGUUGGGUUAGCAUGGGUUGGGUUAGCUGGGGUUGGGUUAGCUGGGGUUGGGUUAGCAUGGGUUGGGUUAGCAUGGGUUGGGUUAGCUGGGGUUGGGUUAGCUGGGGUUGGGUUAGCAUGGGUUGGGUUAGCAUGGGUUGGGUUGGCAUGGGUUGGGUUAGCAUGGGUUGGGUUAGCAUGGGUUGGGUUAGCAUGGGUUGGGUUAGCAUGGGUUGGGUUAGCAUGGGUUGGGUUGGCAUGGGUUGGGUUAGCAUGGUUGAUGCCUGUCAUGUUGGUGAAGUGGAGAUGAUCCUUUGGUCAAAGUUGAAUCAGAAGAACAGAGACAGUGGAGGAAGACGAGCCGCUCCCUCCUGCAAGAAGAGAGGAAGUCUGAGGUGGUCCAGGUGUCCUCAGUCUGAGGUGGUCCAGGUGUCCUCAGUCUGA